GGAUAGUUUGAUGCCCUUUUCUCUCGUCUCUUGUGGUUCCAACGCGCACGGACAACUAGCAAAUGGGACAUUGGACGACGCACACACGUUCCAGUUUUGUAUAUUCGAAGAUGAGAACGCAAAGAAUUACAGCACAUCCGAGAGAAUCAUCCAUAUCGCAACUAGCGGGAAUCAUGUAUUGUUGUUGAGCGAGUUUACCGAGGAAUCAACUGGCUGGACGAACAGAUCUCUUUGGGGCUGUGGUGAUGGUCAAUCUGGACAGCUAGGGAAUCUUGGAAGGAACGAAGAUGAAACAGUAUUUCGGCGGGUAGACCUCCAGCUUGCAGAGCAUGGUCUAGAAAAUUAUCAACCAAGGUUAAUAUGUUGUUCUUGGGAAACAUCUUAUGUCGUAUUGUCCUGCGAAGGAAAGCCAGAUGUGCUGAUCUCUAUGGGUAGCAAUGACUUUGGGGAUCUGGGUGUCGGGGAGAGCUUGUCUGUGCGUGCUAAACUAUUCCAUACCGUCCUAUUUGAUCAUCUCCCAAUCGAUGAACUGGCUAUGGAUGGCGCCUCUUUACGAGUAAUCUCCGUCUCCGCAGGUCAACACCACGUCAUUGCCCAGAUAAAAAUCCAGGUCAGCGACCACUAUGGUCGAAAUCUCAUCGUUGGCUGGGGCGCAGCGCGCCAUGGCCAGUUAGGCGAUACGUCCAUGCUCAACAAGAAAACUCCCUUCUUCUCUCUUCCCAAGAUCAUCGAAGUACCUGAUCACCCUGACGACCCAGUAAUCCAAAUAUCACUUGGACAUCGACACAGCGUUUUUCUCCACGAAUCUCGUCGCCUUUCUUGUUUAGGCUCCAACAUGAAGUCACAGAUAACUGAUCUCGAUACGUUUCGCAACGUUUCAUUUGUUGAAUGCACCUGGAAUGGGACGUACUUCAUUGAUACAUCCGGAUUCUUAUAUGCCACCGGAAGCCAUUCCAAAGGACAACUUGGUCGUUCAUUGUCGCUGGAGCCAUCAACUUCCGUUCAACCUCAACCUGUCGAAUUUUCUUUCGCCACCACGCUUUCGAAGCAUAUAUCAAGGAUCGCGUGUGGUAGCGAGCACGUACUUGCUCUAAGUAUUAGAGCAGACUCAGACCUUCGGCCAGAAGUUUGGGGAUGGGGGUGGAACGAGCACGGAAAUAUGGGUUCAUGUUCGACGAAGGACGUUCAUACACCUUUGAAGCUUUGGCCGCGGGAAGACGAUCAUGAAAGAGCAAUCGCAGUUGGAAUUUGGGCAGGAUGUGGAACGAGUUGGAUUGCGGUGGAGAAGUGAAGAUUGAAAAAUUAUACAGUAUUAUUACAACGAUAUACAUACAUACAAGAGAGGUGCGCGCUCUCCAAGUUCCUACUUAAUCGCCAAUCGGAAGAUCCAGGU
Molecule: messenger RNA, 1393 nt
Organism: Lentinula edodes (shiitake mushroom)
Lineage: Eukaryota; Fungi; Basidiomycota; Agaricomycetes; Agaricales; Omphalotaceae
Product: regulator of chromosome condensation 1/beta-lactamase-inhibitor protein II
Exons: 1
Coding region: 11-1291 (426 amino acids)
Source: RefSeq, a predicted model, not a curated record